AUGCAUAGUAUCACAGUUGUGUGCAUCAGCGUGGUGCUGGCGCUGCUUCUGCUGCUGUGGAUGAAGGUAUCGAACCUUGCCGGGGCGUCUGUUCGCAGUGACGUUCUGUUUGUGUUUGCGCACCCGGAUGACGAGGCAAUGUUUUUCACGCCACUCCUGCAUUCCCUGCGGGCACAGCGGGUCACAGUGCAUUUCCUGUGCCUGUCCAACGGUAACUACGCUGGGAUGGGAAAGGAGCGUGAGAAGGAGCUCUACGCCAGUGGCGCUUUCUUCGGGGUGCAGCGGCGUAACAUUCGAGUCGUCGACCACGCCGACUUGCAAGACGGAAUGUGUAAUAUCUGGAGCCCGUUACUUAUUCGCAGGGAGAUCGAGUCGUACAUGCAGAAAGCGGGCAACAUCAGCACCAUUGUUACAUUUGACAAAUACGGUGUCUCUGGCCAUCCUAACCACAUCGCCGUUCACAAUGGCGUGCGGGAGCUCAAGGAGAACAUGCCUCCAGGGCUCCUCCACCUGCAACUCAGAACACGGAAUCUGCUGUUGAAGUACGUUGGACUGCUGGCGGUUCUUCCUUAUGCCCUGUGGUCAUCCACAUGCGUUAGUCGCACCAGCUUUGUCGCUGUCAUUCCACCCGCAUCCGCCUGGGAGAGCAUGGCCGCGAUGCGCAAGCACGCCGGUCAGCUUGUCUGGUUUCGCUAUUUGUUUGUCAUUUUCUCUUCGUACACGUACGUGAAUGAGAUCGAAGAGCUCUAG
This is a messenger RNA of Leishmania mexicana MHOM/GT/2001/U1103, 750 nucleotides long. RefSeq names its product N-acetylglucosaminyl-phosphatidylinositol deacetylase. Gene Ontology annotation, biological process: GPI anchor biosynthetic process. Bases 1 to 750 code for a protein of 249 amino acids. Gene Ontology annotation, cellular component: endoplasmic reticulum. The transcript has a single exon. NCBI's taxonomy places the organism in Eukaryota, Euglenozoa, Kinetoplastea, Trypanosomatida, Trypanosomatidae. Gene Ontology annotation, molecular function: N-acetylglucosaminylphosphatidylinositol deacetylase activity. The record is from RefSeq and is a predicted model, not a curated record.